AUGUCAUCGGAAAUGUUGCGCGUAGACAAUCUGCGACAAAGGUUGUUCUGUAAUUCCGUGUUGGACACGAAAAGGGAAAGCCGGUGUCCCGUGUGCAACGCCAUGUUUUCGACCACUUACAGUAUGCGUCUGCACUUGCAGACCGUCCACAUGGACUUAAAACCACAAAACCUGACCGCCAAAACGUUUUACCGCGAAUUCAAUAACAACAAUAGCAUAAAUAACAACAACAAUAACAGCAGUAAUAACAACAACAACAACAACAACAGCUCGGCAUUCGCCGCAAAGUCCCCGGCGAAAACGACGUCGUUCAACAACAGCCCGGAACUCUCUCACGUCACACCCGUCAAAUCUUCGUACAACGGUGACUCGACGUGCAGCACGGACUUUAGCGAUGGAUAUCCGUCGGACAAGGAUUCAUAUUUUGGAGGCUCGCCCAAGGACGAAAUUCCUCUGUCCGUGGCCGGUGGCGGUUUUAUGUUGCACUCGUCGGCCAACAAGAGGAGCAGCAACGGUCACAUGAAGGCCAAGCGCACGUACGCGUGCAGGCUGUGCUCGACCGUAUUCGGCAACCUGCGGGCGCUCAAGGGCCACAACUCGUCCAGCCACAACAAGUCCACCAACGGCAUGUACGCGUGCAAUAUAUGUGAGUUUGCCAGCACUGAAAAGGCGUCGCUUAACCACCACAUGAAAGGCCACACGGGCGAGACGCCGUACGUGUGUAAAAAGUGUUCGUACGCGUUCACCACAAAGGCCAACUGCGAACGGCACCUGCGCACCAUACACAAGGCAUCAAACGCCGAGGUAAAGGCGUCGAUACUUUUCAAGAACGAGGAUAAACCGGCUGGGUCAGCACAGUCGACCAACGACGAGGCAACCGCCGACAAGAGCGAAGAACUGUACCAUCACCUGCGUUUGCAGCAUCACAACCAAACGACGACGGACUAUUCCCAGUAUGAAUCGUCCGGGCAAAAGAGCUCGGAGGACGACGAGGAUGAGUACGACGAGCCGCUGGACCUGAGUAUGAAGCGUUUCAAACAGGACUUGGACUGCGAGCCGCAAGAUUUGUCCAUCAACGGCAAGAGGUCGUCGUCUUCGUCGUCCGCCACUGCCGUCGCCGCCGGUGAUCACACUGACGAGGAGGACGUUAAACCGACCGCGACAAUGGCGUUCCGUGAGCAAUUUGUGCCACACGCCCCGCCCAGCUUCAUGGACCUGUCGUUACCCACGCCUUUGCAUGCAUAUUUCCUUAACGAGCACCGCAUGUUCUUUAACGGAAUGUACCCGGCCGCGGAACGCAUGCUACCAAUACCACUCACCGUCGACAUGAUCCGUGCAAUGCGGCAGAUGAACGAACCAGUGGUCGUCCCAGCUCAAGAGCUGGCAGACCCCGUCGUUCCACCAAAGCCAGAGACACCCGAGCCCGCAGCCGUGCCGCCUCCGCCACCGGCACCACAGUCCGUGGACGUUGCGCAAAAACCAAAGGACAGCAAUGGGUUGCGGUUGGUGAUGAAAAACGGUAUUCUAGUGCCUAAACAGAGAAGGUUUAGGACGGACAGGCCACAUGUCUGCGAGACGUGCAAACGGGCGUUCACGUUGAAGUCAAACCGCGACCGGCACGUCAAAAACCAACACCCGACCGAUUGGCACAAGAAACCCCGGUCGUUGUCGUCCAAGUCAGAACCGCAGUUCUCGACCGUCAAACAAGAACAGCAGGACACGUCGCCGAUAUCGGAUCAAGUGAAAAUGGCGUUAUCGCUGAAAUGCCGGCCGUCAGAACAGCUGCUGAGGACCGAAGACGAAGUGGAUGAGGAUGAAGAAGAUGACGACGUAGUGGAGGAAGAGGACAAACUCGUCAUAGUAGAAGAUGGCGUAGAGCACAAGUCCGCCGGAGUCAAGGAAAACUGCACCGAAGUCAAAGAGGAGUCCGCCGAUCUGGUCAGUGUGUCCAGAUUGCUGGACAACGCUUCACAUCAGACAUUUCCGCAGUUCACCAGAUCUGACGAGGACCACAACGAGGUAACGAGCAGUGAAGAAGAGCACAGCGAGGCUGCCAGCUAUUCCGAAAACGACGGUUCUAGUAUCAAUGCCGUCAACAACAACAUCGAUAUCAAUUUUAACACGGACAAGGACGAAAACCGGGAAAAGCGGAAGAAGGUCAGUGCGUACGCGGCCGCGCCCAACAGAGUGCUGUGCCCGUUUUGUUACCUGUCGUUCCCGUGGACUUCAUCACUGAAACGGCAUAUCCGCACGCACACGGGUGAAAAGCCGUACCAGUGCAAACACUGUCCGCUGUCGUUCUCGACCAAGUCAAAUCGCGACCGACACAUCCUGCGCCUGCACUGCACGCCACCCAGCAAGUCAGCCGCGUCGUCCGACAACGAGACGACCGCCGCGGCGCCGACUGACGCUAAGAACGCGUAUAAGUGCACGUCGUGCCCGAACGUGACGUUUUCCAAGCGCAAAAACCUGAUCAGCCACAUAAAUCGGGUGCACUUCGACAAAAGCGGCGGUGGCGCCGCCGCGGGAGAGGAUGACGAACGAGCCGGUGACGGUACCGAGGACGACGGUGGCGAGUCGGAACGUGACUUCUCGAUGGCCAUGUUCAACGGAUGGUGCGGCAACAAUGCGGCCCCGGUAACCACCACGGCCAACACCACCACGCAGUCAGCAGCCGCCGCCGCCUCCACCAUCACCCCGUCCAACACGGUCACCGGAUCUGAACCUUGUUUCAAGUGUCAUCUGUGCGAUAGCAGCUACCUUGACAGGCAGGGCGCUCUGGAUCACAUCCGGAUCGACCACGCCGAGUGUUACGAGAUACUGGUAUCGCAGGGGGCCAUGGACAACGACCAUGACUCGUCUGCCGUCAAACAAGACGAUGUGGAAAACAGAAAGGUCCUGUGCGCGUUUUGCCUGCACCGUUUCUACUCGGCCGAGGACCUGCGCCGUCACAUGCGCACCCACACCAAGGAACAGCCGUUCGCGUGCCUGUCGUGCAAGCGUCGGUUCACGCUCAAGCACAGCAUGGUCCGGCACAUAGCCAAAAAGCACGGCGGCUGUCAAGACCAGCAGUACGGGGGCGGCGGCGGCGCUGGAGGCGGUAGCGACCACGAACGGAGGUCGGCCAGUCCUCCGAGCACCCCUCCGCCGACGGGACCGGUCACCGGUUACGAGGACUGUUGUGGCAACCGGACGGACACGGGCCUGAUCGGCACGCUGCUCGGCAUCCGAGACAGCACUGUCAUCGACCAGGUGUUGCAGACGAAGUCGCCCGAAGACGCUGCCAAAAUGUUGGGAAUCAAAAGCAGCAGCGACUAG
Molecule: messenger RNA, 3318 nt
Organism: Macrosiphum euphorbiae (potato aphid)
Lineage: Eukaryota; Metazoa; Arthropoda; Insecta; Hemiptera; Aphididae
Source: the annotation of a GenBank genome assembly